Messenger RNA from Prunus mume (Japanese apricot), 1194 nucleotides. Its product is annotated as Polynucleotidyl transferase, ribonuclease H-like superfamily protein. NCBI's taxonomy places the organism in Eukaryota, Viridiplantae, Streptophyta, Magnoliopsida, Rosales, Rosaceae. The record is from RefSeq and is a predicted model, not a curated record. Gene Ontology annotation, molecular function: nucleic acid binding; 3'-5'-RNA exonuclease activity.
CACGCUUGACUGACUGGUCUUUCCUUGCAUAAUUUCAUUUCACGAUUACCCGCCAAGAGGCCGUUGAGCAAAACCCGAAACACAGAGCGACGUAGACACAAAGACAAAGCAGCCAUGGCAUUUGCCAGAGCCAGACUUACCACUCUGCCAAUGAUUCCUUCACUCUUCUCAAUAACUCUCAAACCCUUCCUUCCCAUUCCUCACCCCCUCCCUCCUCCAAUGCGUUCCCUCCUCAUUCCCUUUGCCUCUCUCUCUGCUUCCCAAACCCAUCACGACCCAUCAGCUCCUUCGGUCCCAUCGUAUCCGAGAAAGAGCAGCCAACCAUGGAAGCCCAUGUGUUUGUAUUACACGCAAGGGAAAUGCACUAUGAUGGAGGAUCCUACCCACUUGGAGAAAUUCAAUCAUGAUUGCUCCAGAGAUCUUCAAGUGACAAAUUACAUGUCAAACCGCAUCUGCUCUCAGAACUUAGAUUAUUUUCUUGUGCUUGAUUUGGAGGGAAAAAUUGAAAUUCUUGAGUUUCCUGUUCUGAUGAUUGAUGCAAAUACCAUGGAUGUCGUGGAUUUUUUCCACAGAUUCGUGAGGCCAUCUGAGAUGAGUGAGAAAAGAAUAAAUGAAUAUAUUGCAGGAAAGUAUGGCAAAUUUGGAGUUGAUCGUGUUUGGCAUGAUACAGCUAUACCAUUUAAGGAUGUUCUUCAACAAUUUGAAGCCUGGCUAAUUCAGCAUCAAUUAUGGGGAGAAAAGUUGGGUGGGUGCCUUAAUCGAGCAGCAUUUGUAACUUGUGGAAACUGGGAUUUGAAAACAAAAGUUCCUGAGCAAUGCAAAGUGUCAAGGAUGAAGCUUCCGUCAUAUUUUAUGGAAUGGAUCAAUCUCAAAGAUGUCUAUCUAAAUUUUUACAAGAGGAGGGCAACAGGAAUGAUGACAAUGAUGAAGGAGCUUCAUUUACCAUUGUUGGGAAGUCACCAUCUUGGAUUUGAUGACUCAAAGAACAUAGCAAGGGUAGUGCAACACAUGCUUGCGGAUGGUGCACUUAUACAAAUUACCGCAAGGAGGAAUUCUGAUUCUCCUGAGAAGGUUGAAUUUCUAUUCAAGAACAGAAUAAGGUAGCUGAUUCUAGUUGGAUUUAUUAAAAAAUUGUUAACUUAGCUGUAAGAAACAAAAUAUUUCAGCUCUUCAGCUCAAGGCACACACUCUCUC